This is a messenger RNA of Echinostoma caproni, 747 nucleotides long. NCBI's taxonomy places the organism in Eukaryota, Metazoa, Platyhelminthes, Trematoda, Plagiorchiida, Echinostomatidae. The record is from the annotation of a GenBank genome assembly.
AUGAAGUCCAAUAUUGUAAAAUUACUACUCGUCACUUUCUGUGUCAGUGGAGUUGUCGAUGUGGAGGCACAGAGUUGUGAACCAGUUGUUGCCUCGAAUGAAGUGCAAAGUGUUGUAGUGAAAGGCGGUGUCUCCGGUUGCCAGUACCGUGUGUCGUCGGACACCGGUAAAGCGGUGAAGGUCUAUGUUAACGCUACCAGUGGAACCAAAUGCGUGAUUGUCACGAGCGGAGGGACUUCAGACAAGCUGUGCCCGUCAAGUGCAUACAAUCAGUUGAUAUCUCAAGAAUCGAUUGAAUUGAGCGCGGAGUCCGGGACCACAACUACACAGGCAGCGGUAACAGAACCAAGUACAGCAGAAACGACUCCUAAAGAUGAAUCAGGAAGUGAUGAGGAAAAACCAAAACCAGGUGAAUCCGGUGAUAAAGGUAAAGAUGGAGAGCCAGAAGCAGCUGAGAAUCAAAAUCCAGACAAAAACGAGAAAGCAGAUCCGGAAGCACCAGGAAAGAAGGUACCAGGGGAUCCAAACGGAGCGCCGGAAAACGAAUCACCCGAAAGUCCCCAAAAACAAGCACCGGACCCAAAAGUACAACAACAGAAUGUGCCAGGUGCUAGUCCACUACUUCGAAGUGCAAGGGACACCUCCAGCAUCGAUGUUACCGUAUACUACGUAUUGGAAUACACCUGUCGCACUUUGGAUAAUAUUGCAGUACAAGCGUUACGUAUGAUGAAGAACUCUAAUGAAUAG